AGAAUUAAAAUUAUUGUAAAUUAAAUUAAAGAGGCAUCAAAUACACAAUAAUAUUCAAUACGCUUCUAGGAUAACGUAGUGUUAAAUUGACUUUGUAACCAUGAUUAUAACUUGUGUCUAAUAUGAUUAAUUUUAAGGAUAACAAGAAUAAAUCUGCGCUCAGUACAAGAUGGGCUCAAAUGUCGAAACAGGAACAAAUUAUAGAGAGGAAAAAGAUGGAAAUACAGGCGAAACUAGAGGCUCAAAAGCAGGCUUCUGCUUUGGCAGCCCAAGCGAAGUUAACAAAUUUAGGCUCAAAAGAUGACAAAAACCCUUCAAACAUCUUCUCCAACGAUGGCAGCUUCAUGAGCCAGUACAAGGCUUUGCUAGAAAAACAAAAGCAGGAGAAGGAUGAGAAAGAGAGACAAGCGAAGCAAGAAGAAACAAAAGCUAUGAGUGCUAGCAUGCCGGAAUAUUCUGAUGAAGCUCCUCAUGAGGAACCAAAGGAGUAUUCGCACCAUGACCAUAAUGAGAGACGGAGGUCAGACAAAGGCAGCAGAGAUAGACGUAGAUGGAGUGACAGAGGCAAGAACCGUACUAAUAGUCCAAUGGAUGACAGAAGGCAAUCAGACAACAUCCCACCACUAAUGCAAAUUCCAUUCAUGCCACCAGACCAAGACCCAAACCAUGAUAACUGGCAAGGAAACAGGGACCCUAACUCUAACGGAGAACGGCCUGAAGGCAUGGGAUAUCCAGAUUCUAAUAUGAGACAUAUGAUGAGACCAGGCCCGAAUGUGGGUCCUAGAGGUCCCGGACCAAACAUGAGUCCUGGACCUGGACCUAAUAUGGGACCUAGACCAGGAAUGAACAUGGGCCCUGGUCCAAUGAUGGGACCAGGAGGCCCCAACAUGCCCCCAAUGCCACCAGGCGGACCUAUGCCUCCUGGAGGACCUAUGCCGCCUUUCAUGGGCGGCCCUCCUAAUUACCCAAUGCCUCCUAAUUGGGGUCCUAAUGGACCAGGCGGACCCUGCGGUCCGGGCCCUAUGCCUCCGAACAUGUGUGGCCCUAAUGGUCCAAUGCCACCUUUCUUUGGCUCGCCUUUCCCCCAAAUGCGCCCUAAUGGUCCACCUGGCCCCCAUGGCCCGCCUGGUCCCCAUGGCCCACCUGGACCCCAUGGCCCACCUGGCCCCCAUGGCCCACAUGGCCCACCUGGCCCCCAUGGCCCACCUGCUGCUCCCAGACCUCCUGGUCCUCCAAACUCUAUGAUGCCCCCAAAUUCAAUGAAUAAUGGCAACAUGCCGUUCAUGGGUCGUCCUCCAUUCGGUCCCAAUGGCCCGAACUUCAAUAACGGCAAUGGCAACAUGCCGUUUAUGCCACCACAUAUGAUGCCGCCAAACAGCAUGCACAACAAUAUGCCACCUAGUAAUAUGCCUCCUAGUAAUAUGCCUCCUAGCAAUAUGCCUCCAAGUAGCAUAUCUUUACACAACAUACCUGAACCAAAGCCCUUGGAUUCAAUGCCGGAGAUGAACCUACAGAACAUGCCGCCUCUGCCGCAGCUAAGUCACAUUCCAUCGCCAAAGGACGAACCAACAUCACCAGCAAAUCAAGUUUCCUCUGCAGAUUGGCCGCCGUCGGUGCUCCGCGCUGCCACGGAGGUCGCCCGGAACGGUGACCACUGGGAAAAUGUCCUGAAGGCAAUUCACUCACAAGACCAAAAUAUGUGGUUCCUUCAUAAUACGAAUUCGAAGGAGUACAAGGAGUUCCGGGAGCUAGUGGAAAAGUUCCGGAAGGAGAGCCCGGAGAGGAAACCGGAAGUCAAGCCUGAGGAUGUGUAUGAGCCCGAGUUCUGCUUGGAUGAUGAUUAUGACAGUGAUGACGAUUAUAAGGCAGCACAUAAAACGUUUAGUUUUGGCGACCAAGACUCCCAAAAACCCUGGAACCAGUUCAACCUGGGCAGCUCAGUGAAACGCGAGGCGGCGAGCUCACAGAGCGACGACGAAUCCGACAGCAAGCGAGAGCGCCGCAAGAAGAAGAAAUCUCGCUGGGGCGAUGAGCCGCCGGUAGCGGAUAUCAAACCCCCGGGCGUAGUUGCUCCGUUACCGCCCGGCAUGGCGCCUUUACCGCCCGGUAUGGCGCCUUUACAGCCCAUUAUGCCGCCAAUGCCGCCCGGUAUGCCACCGAUGCCGCCUCUGCCAGGGGUAAAGCUGGCUAAAGUAGAAGAGGAUGGGUUUAAACUCACAAAUGUGAACCGGGCCAACCCGGCUUUGAUGCAAUAUGCCAUGACCAACUAUGGAACCAUAAACUUGAGCCCCGAGGAUUGGAAGAAGUGUGAAGACAACUUCAAACUAAAUCUGCUGUUUCAGGAUAUGUUGAAAAAGAGGCAGGAAGUAGAACGCCUGGCCGCAUCAGGCAAGCACAAGUACGAAUACGACAGUGAUGAAGAUACCGCUGAAGGCACAUGGGAACACAAGUUACGCGCAAAAGAAAUGUACGCGACGGAAAAGUGGGCCGACGAGCUGACGAAACAAGCAGCCGGGAAACAUCAUAUCGGGGACUUCUUGCCGCCGGAGGAACUGAAGAAAUUUAUGGAGAAAUAUUCCGCCGUGAAAACUGGCAAGGAGCCAGAUUUGAGUGACUACAAGGAGUUUAAACUGAAAGAGGAUAAUGUUGGUUUCAAAAUGCUGCAAAAGUUGGGCUGGACCGAGGGCCAGGGUCUCGGCGUGGAGGGCACUGGUAUCGUCGACCCCAUCAACAAGGCCAACCAACCGGUCGCCAACAUGGGUCUAGGAGCUGCCUCCUCCGACGUGGUGUCACCCGAUGACGACGAGUUCGAUGCUUACAGGAAGCGCAUGAUGCUCGCCUACCGGUUCAGACCCAACCCUCUGAAUAAUCCUCGGCGACCGUAUUAUUAAGUAAACUAGCUAUAUUUGUCAUUAUACAUUUAAAGUAAUAAAGAGUUGUGUUAUGUUAUCGAAAUCAAAAUGCAUCACGCUUGAUGUAUGUCAACUAAGUUCAGAUUUUGAUUAAACAGUAUAUGCAUAUUUGAUAUUAAAACAUGAAUAGGUAAUAUUAGUUCGUGUUCAGAUAUUUUUGAGUUAAUUUGUCUGUCAUUUCAUUUAGAUUACUUCGCGUAUUUGAUCGCGACCGUAUUAAAUAUAACAUCACCAAUUUAAACUCAUGAAAUGUGUAAAGUACAAAACAUAAUGUAUGUCAUCAUGUCAUAUACAAAUACAACAAAUACAAAUAAUUUAUUGAAAAACGUAUUAACAACUAUAAUGUUAUAUUAAAUCAUUUUACGGUUUAGACUCACUUGUUUUAGUCACGUUGUUUUAGUGUACGCAAUACACGGUCGUCGUGAACGCUGCUCGCACUAUUAGUGCUUGAGAAAGGAGACCUAGGCUCUCCGAAACAUGUCGCGCGAGUGACCAAAACAAGUGAGUCUAAACCGUAAAAUGAUUUAAUGUUAGUAUGUCUCACAACAGUUUAAAUUCGAUUAUAAUGUUAUAAUUUAAUAUUUAACCGACUGCCGAAGAAGAGGUUAUUCAAGUAUGUUUGCUUUGCAUGUCUUUGAUGCACAGCCUUAGCCCCAAACGUCUUAACUGAUUUUAAACUGAGAUUUUCUAUCUCAGUCGUGGGAGUGCCGUGGGCAGUGUUUUCUAUACAUAUACUUACGAAUUUAAAAGUUAGAAUCUGGUCUCAAUCCACGGGUGGUAGGUAGCUAUUUGUUAAAAAUUGAUUGUUUAACCCUUAAAUGCAUAGUGAUGGAUGCAGCUUACACAACAAAAAACAUAUAAUUUUAUGUAUAAUUAGAUAAAAAAACGGGAUCCUUAUUAUUACUGUCCGUCUGUCUGUCACCAGGCUGUAUCUCAUGAACUGUGAUAGCUAGACAGUUGAAAUUUUCAAAGAUGAUGUAUUUUUCUAGACUUAUAUUGACCGGGAUAAAGACCGUGAUUACCUUUUGUAUUUCUUAUGAUGUAUUUCUGUUGCCGCUAUAACAACAAAUACUAAAGAGUACGAAACCGUCCGGUCCGUGUCCGGUUUUUCUUUCUAUUUUAGUCUGCAUAAUGUCGUUCAGAGCGAAAUUGUGUUUAUAAUAUUAACCUAUUAAUUGUACAGUCAUUAAGCUCAAGUUUAUUAAACAACAAGGCUUGAUUCAACUAAAAGCAUCAUACUUACUUUAUGUAUAAAUAAUUAGCUAAAUUUGUGGCAUACUUUCAUAAAAAAUACAUACUUACAUCUUA
Messenger RNA from Cydia strobilella, 4220 nucleotides. Its product is annotated as SURP and G-patch domain-containing protein 1-like. Gene Ontology annotation, biological process: RNA processing. Lineage: Eukaryota; Metazoa; Arthropoda; Insecta; Lepidoptera; Tortricidae. Bases 123 to 2891 code for a protein of 922 amino acids. The record is from RefSeq and is a predicted model, not a curated record. The transcript is spliced from 13 exons. Gene Ontology annotation, molecular function: RNA binding. Gene Ontology annotation, cellular component: nucleoplasm.